Camponotus floridanus (Florida carpenter ant) is the source of this 1146-nucleotide messenger RNA. RefSeq lists its product as uncharacterized. The transcript is spliced from 2 exons. Bases 1 to 1146 code for a protein of 381 amino acids. The record is from RefSeq and is a predicted model, not a curated record. NCBI's taxonomy places the organism in Eukaryota, Metazoa, Arthropoda, Insecta, Hymenoptera, Formicidae.
AUGAGGGACAUUCUGAGCAUCGGCGGGGAACCCGUCUUCGACGAUCGCAUCGUGAAGAUCGAUAGUCACACGUACAAUCCGUACGCCAACACCACUUUCGGAUACAGCGACGAGAUACGAAUACCCAUACAACAGCAGGACCUGUACACGCUGCCGUGCGAGAGUUUUCUCUGCGUCGAAGGUAGACUGCAUACGAAGAAUAAUACGCUGCCCGCGUCGAGCGGCGAUUCGGGGAUACGUUACGAGCUCGAUGGCGUGGAGAUCGAUCGUAAUCGCAACGUCGGAAUAACUAGCACGAUCAAGAACUACGCCUCGCUGACGGCCGAACGAGGCAAGAUCUUGAAGAACGCCGGAUGGGAUCUCGCGACUGGACCGAGCGGCGUCGCGUCGACGGGCGACAUCAACUUUUGCGUUCCUCUCGAUACGCUGCUAGGUUUCUGCGAGGAUUAUAGGCGCGUCGUCAUCAACGCGCGUCACGAGCUGAUUCUGAUAAGAGCGCGAAACGACAACAAUUGUCUGAUAUCGCGUGAGGAAUUCGAGCCAAGAGUCGAGCUCGCGAAGAUACAGUGGUGCGUGCCGACACGUGGUGCGUGCCGACAUGUGGUGUUGAAUGACGUCAAUAAAUUAUCGCUGUUGCGCACGUUGGACAGCGGUAGAUAUCUGAGCGCGCCCUUUCGCUCGUGGGAUCUCUACGAGUUUCCGCUCCUGCAGAGCACGACCAAACACUCGUGGGCCGUAAAAGCGGCCACGCAGCUCGAGAAACCGCGUUACGUCAUCUUCGCGUUGCAGACCGGAAGGAAGAACGUCCUGUCGCAGGACGCUUCCAGAUUCGACGCGUGCAAUCUGACCAACGUAAAGUUGUAUCUCAAUUCCGACUUCUAUCCGUACGACGAUAUGAAUUUGGACUUCGAUAAGAACAAGAUCGCCGUACUGUACGACGCCUACGCGAGAUUUCGACGAACGUAUUACGGAUCCGCGAGCGACGAGACGCUCCUAACUAUGAACAAAUUUCUAUACUGCGGCCCGCUCGUGGUGAUAGAUUGUUCCCGCCAAAACGAAGCGGUUAAGAGCGCCACUGUGGACGUUCGUCUGCAGAAUUUGACUGCAAGGACAACGUUCCUUCUAACACCACGGCGUACUGCCUAA